Molecule: messenger RNA, 7792 nt
Organism: Acanthopagrus latus (yellowfin seabream)
Lineage: Eukaryota; Metazoa; Chordata; Actinopteri; Spariformes; Sparidae
Gene: frmpd1b
Product: FERM and PDZ domain containing 1b
Exons: 17
Coding region: 533-5734 (1733 amino acids)
Cellular component (GO): cytoskeleton
Molecular function (GO): protein binding
Source: RefSeq, a predicted model, not a curated record
AUGUGGCUCAGUGGAUCGAGCUGACCUUGCGGAGGAGGGGUGGGGGUCCUCCGGGCAGACAGAUGAGGAGGCAGGGAGGAAAGAGAGAGACGAGCAGAGGGAGGGGGUGGGUUAUUUCUGAGCUCAGGGCCGAGGAUUAGGCAGCAGAGAGCAGUCCCGGUACGAUGACAGCAUCCAGCAUAUAGCCACCCCCCCCUCCACACACAUACACACACACACACACCACAUCACCAUCUCCAUCCGGCCCGGGAGGACGCCGCGGAUAUUUCAGAGAGACAGAUCGUCUCCUCUCGGUUUCUCCGCAUCACUGAUCCUUUCGGGGGACAACCCUCCCAGACUCCCGGUCCCGUCUGUAUCUCCUCCGCAAAGACCACGAGGUGGCCGCACCAGAUUGGGAUUGGCCCUGAUGAUCACAAGGAACCCCCUCCACCUCUUUUCAGCCAAUCCUGGAGGGGCUGCGGAGCUGAUGUCUCAGAGGGCGAGAGGGUAUUUGUGUUCUGGAGUCCUGAAGAGACAAGCCACAUCACGAUAAAUGGAGGAGAAGGAGCGAUGUAGGAGCAGGUCACCAGCUCGGAGGGCCAGUCGGGUGCAGCAAGUGGUGGGAACAAUAAUACGUCGCACCCGAGAGUCACUUAGCAGAGAGCGGCUGCUCGGCGAUGGCAGGUCGCAGCGCUCCAACAGUCUGUCCAAUCAGAACUUCCAGGCCAAGCUCACGCUGCAGAUCACCAGGGACCCGGUCCUGGACAGCAGCACUGGGCAUGGCUUCACCCUCACCACAGACCAACCCCUGCUGGUCAGGGACGUCGCCGCAGGGAGUCCUGCAGAUGGGAUUCUGUACCCAGGGGACCAGGUGCUGCAGAUUAAUGAUACAGUGCUGGAGGAUCUGGGCGACGAGCAAGUGGAAAACGUCUUAAGGGAACUGGAGGAUUGUAUCAAUGUGACUAUCCUGCGGCACAUGACAAACCCCAAGUCGUCCAUCAUGUCGGCAGAGAAGAGAGCUCGUCUGAGGAGUAAUCCAGUUAAAGUGCGCUUCGCAGAGGAGGUGGUGGUCAACGGGCACACUCAGGGAAACUCUCUUCUCUUCCUGCCCAAUGUCCUGAAAGUUUAUUUAGAGAACGGACAGACGAAGGCCUUCAAGUUUGACAAUACCACCACUGUCAAGGACAUUGUUCUGACUCUGAAGGAUAAACUGUCCAUCCGGGCCAUCGAGUACUUUGCCCUGGUGCUAGAGCAACAGUACAGCAUCACCAAACUAGUGCUGCUGCACGAAGACGAGCUCAUACAGAAGGUGGUGCAGAAAAAAGACUCCCACGACUACAGAUGUCUGUUCAGGGUGUGUUUCAUCCCCAGAGACCCCACAGACCUGCUGCAGGAUGACCCUUCUGCCUUUGAGUACCUCUAUCUACAGAGCGUCGGGGACGUGCUGCAGGAGCGUUUUGCAGUAGAGAUGAAGUGUAACACUGCCCUCCGCCUGGCUGCCCUGCACAUGCACGAGAGACUUGAUAGUUGUGGACAGACCAGAGCCUCGAUCAAGAGUAUUACGAAGGAGUUUGGCCUUGACAGCUUCAUCUCUCCCACGCUGCUGGGCAACAUGAGGGAGAAGGACCUGAGGAAAGCCAUUAGCUACCACCUGAAAAAGAUUCAGUCCCUGCUAGAGCCACGCCAGAAGGUCAUUUCUGCAACUCAGGCUCGGCUGGCCUACCUCACUCAGUUGGGAGAGCUCAUUUCAUACGGGGGACGAUCAUAUACGGCCACAAUGAUGCUUCAGGACAGGGAGGUGUUAGUCAGCCUGCUGGUGGGAGCCAAGUAUGGGAUGAGUCAAGUCAUCAACCACAAGCUCAACGUGAUUUCUACACUUGUGGAGUUCAGCAGCAUCAGCCGAGUGGAGUUGCUGUCGGAGUCGGACAAAGUCAGCCUACUGCGCAUCUCACUGCACGACAUGAAGCCAUUUGCCUUACUGAUGGACUCUCUGGCAGCCAAAGACUUAGGGUGUCUACUGGGAGGCUACUACAAACUCCUGGUGGAUCCCACUGUCAGUGUCUUCCGUCUGGGGCGCCCAAAAGUGAGGGUGCACCGGAUUCCUGCUGAAGAAGGUGUGUGUGGAAGGUUCGCCGUAAUAGAGGGCGUGUGCUAUGAAUCCCUAUCAAGUUAUGUGUCUCGCUGCUGUAGUGACUCCGAUGACUCAACAGAUGAGGAUGACCCAAUGGAUUCUCAGAAUUACAAACGUCCAGACCCAGCAAGUCAGGACUGGGAAGAAAGAAGGAGGGAGGAGGAAGAAAAAAGGAGAGAGGAAGAAAGAAAAGAGAGAGAGGAGCACAAGGGCAAACAGGAAGUGAAGAUAAUAGUGACAACAGAAGGUAAGGAAAAUGAGGGUGAAGAGGAAGGAGGAGCAACAGGAAGUGGUAUGCGUAAAUUUAGCAUUAUGGAUGAAGAAAUGAACUUGGAGACCAGCUGGUACCACACUGACCCACGGGUCACCAGCAGCUUCUCCAGCUUGUCUAGUGGCUCAUUGAGUGCUGCCCUGGAGGACAGCAGUGCUUCAGCCAAGGCCACAUCUCGUCGUGGACCACGCACAAGUGAGGAUCUACCGAGCUUGGAUGUCCACCACCCCUACCUCCUGGAGCCGAAACGCCAUCAAGGGCCCCUGCGACCCACCAACCUCAAUUACCGUGGCAAUGACAACUCUUGCCUUUGCUUUGCUGAGCUCUCCAAGGCUGAUUUUCUCCCGAGCCCGCCUGAGGCCACUAGCGAUGAUGACAACGAUGAUGAUGAUGAUGAUGACGAGGAAGAUCGUGGAGUGGAGGAACUUAGGCGAAUUUCUAAGAUCCCUAGUUCAAGAGAUUUGAGAAUGAUUGACAGCAUACCCUUUGAUAGAUCACCCAUUAAAAGAAAGAAAAAGACCCCUCCCAAAGUCCCAAUGAGGAUCAGUUCAAUUCCUGCGAACAAAGCUGGACAGGCUGAGCAGCGCCUCUCCAGGGACGAAGAGGGUCUAUUCCUGACACCUUCACCAAACCCUAAACCACCUCUGUUUGUCAAAGACGCUGUCUCAGAGUCCGAGGAUGAGUUUUUCGAUGCACAGGAGAGAUUUACUCCCCCAGUUCCUGAUCUAUCAGACGCUGAGCUGGCUGACCGGCGAAAUGCUAAUCGGUUGAGUGGAACCUGGAAUGGUCUUCCAGGUCUACCAGGAAAAGAGCUGUCCUCCCCCUUUGCCAAUAAAGCCCAGUCCCAUAAAAUCAAGAAGGAACUGGAGAAACUUAAAGGCCCCCCAAAUCAACUUACCAACCAACAGUCAAGUCCAACAAAGCAAUUUCAGAAACCUGAAGUUAAGGUCAAACCACCACUGGCACCCAAGCCCCAGCUGCCUCCCAAACCUCAGAUCAUUCCUCCCAAAUCCCCACAGCAUGGGAAAUCAUAUGCCCACUGCAACGGGGAUGCCUCUGGCCGUAUGUCCUCUGAACUCCUGGAAAUGGAGCCAGACACCAUGGAGUUUAAGUCUGUCACAUCUGGGGCAGGUGGACUCCCUCUGUCUUCACCUCUGAUCACAGCAGUGAGGUGCAGCAAACAGCCAUCACCCAGUACAACACCAGAAACUGAGGAAAAGGCAAAAUGGCAGGAAAACAGCACAAAACAGAGUAAAGAUCUGACGAAAGACAAUGGAGCGCACGUUGUUUCCAAUAAUAAAUCAUACAACCCUGAUGAAAAGGAAACUCCUAAAGUUGAGGGGAAAAGCAAUGGGACUGCACUACCCUCAAAAAAGCCACCAAAUCUACCCACUAUCCCGCGCUCUAAUUCAGGUUCAAAGCUAUCUGUUCCCCCUCCAGUGCCCCCCAAACCCACUUCUCCCAUCAAUUUCCAUCCCUUGUCACUACCUGCUAGCUCUCCUGUUUCCCCAACUGAUCCAAGCAAAGGGAUCUUUAAAGAUGGCAUUAGUCCACCAAAUGGAAUUCUACCUUGGAGCAGCCGCAAUGGCAGCGUCCAGUCAGGACCCAGGAGGGUCUCUCUGAGUCAUGAAAGCCUGUCACCCAAAAAUACAGAUGCACCUCUCACGCUUACCACCUCCCUCACCUCAACCAACUCCACAGGUGUCGGGGGCCUAGAAAAGAGAGAACCUGGAAGAUCUGGAUCAGGAUCAGAUCUGAGGACCAGCUCUUCUAGCCUGGGAGGCAGACUACCAGCUUCUGCCCUGAGAGGGAAGAUCCAGGCUCUGCCUUGGUACAUGACGCGUUCCCAGGAGAUUUUGGGAACUCUGGAUUAUCCCUCUACUAGCUCUAUCAAUGGAGACACGUCAGGAUUCGGCUCUGGUUUAUCUGUUGCCAGUGGCUUGUCAGAUUUAAACAAAACCCCUGUCAAGGAAAAAGAGACGACUUUGCCCUCAAAAUCAGGAUCAGGAGGGAAAGAGAACAUUUUAGAGGAUGGAGCUGAGGUUGUCAUAGCCACCAUUAAAGAGGCACAGGAUGUGACCUCACACAUGAAAAAGGCUAAUGGGACAAAUGGCUCCCACCCUAAUUUGAGUUUUAAAGACCAUAGCGUACACCGAGGUAGUGUUUCAUCAGAGCAGCCUCAGUCACGGUCCCAUUCUGCAGUGGGGUUGGGAGGUGUGACCAACAUGCAAAUCGGAGGUGACUCACCAACCUCAUCACUCGCAGAUACUACUCCUCCACAGCAACACCGGGAGGCUUGUGGCUGCCGCACUGUUUAUGCUAACUGUUUCAGUGGAGACACUGAGGACGGUGUCAGCUUUGAUGAGGAGCUUACUGUUUACGAGUUCUCCCGCCGUACGCGGCCCAAACCUACACGACCCGCACCUAUAUCUUCUCCUACAACACCCACUCCUACAACACCCCCUCCUACAACACCCCCUCCAAACCCCAAUAUUCUGUCGCUGCUCAAGGACAACCCCCGUCCACUCUCUACCUUCUCCACCGCCUCCUCUGAACUCAGUCCCUUAGUUUCAUGUCCGGUUUCCCCCACAGUCUCACUUGGUUGUCCUCUUCGUUCACUUACAAACAAGAAUUAUGGCGGGCUGAAAGGAGGUUUUGCUUCCCUACGUCAAGAUAUAGACCAACUUCUGCUAGUCUUAGAGAGGGGAGUGCUUGAACAACCCCAACAAACAUCAUGUCAAGACUCAAAGCAGGAUAUUACAGGCACAAAAGUAGGGCCUGAUCUAAAUCACAAUGGAACGGUAGGCAGUACUACCCCAACACCCAGUCCGACUUGUAGUGGGACAAGCACUGCCACUAUGACAGAGGCCGAAAGGAGUCUUCUCCAGGCAGAGGCUCGACGAUUGGCAUCUGGGUGUCAGCGGGCCACACGUGUAGGCUGGGCUCCUGAUGAAGCCCUGCGUUCAUUAUCUAACAGCUUCAGUGCCCUGGUUCAGUUGUCAGCAGCUUGCCUGCGUACAAACCCUUGCCCUGGUUGUGAAAUCUGCCAUAAUGUGAAUCUGGACCACAGAGACGAGGACGAUGACAGCGAGGAACCCAUGGACAAGCUAAAGGAGAUAGUGGGUCUGUACCGGGAGUUUGUUGGGGCUGUUGAGACAGCUGGAACUGGUGCUGGAAGUAAGAGUGUGGGCCUCGCUGGGUCUGGACAGGGUCAUGGGGAGAGUGAUGGGGUGAGGCUACUCGCCAAGCGCUGCACUGUGCUCAUCUCCUCUGUAUUCGCACUCACACAGCUCUUCCGGACACACACACUAGACACCUCGGACACGCCUGGACACGUCCCUCUCAACUUUUGAUCUGUGAACUUUUACCUACUAAUUGCCCACUGGCUCGAGGUGAGACAAAAUGAAACAGCACAGAGUGAUCUGGUGUGUAACCCCUGUGUUCUUGUACAGUAAGUGCCAUGCACACCACAGCACACAAACUUCAACCCACAUUACACAAACCCACAUGGAAAACACAUACACCAAACAGAACCCUAAACGAAGAGAGGAAACGUCGUUGUUUGGCCUCUUCUUGGACGCAUAUGGACUAUGCAUUGUGUACAUAUGAAUUUUAUAAUUAUCUUAUAAUUCUCUUAUUUUAUGAUACAAUAUGUGUAUGUAUGUAAGGAUGGAUUACCCGUUUAUGUAUUUAUGUAUUUAUUUUUACAAUAUUUGCACCAUGGUCUGUGAUGUGCAGGUCUCUGGUGAAAAAAAAAACUAUGGAUGUCACUGGAAUUUUUAUUUUUCCUUCUCUUUGAGACAGUAUUAUGUUAUCUUUCGCUGCUUUAAAGAUUUCUCCACUCUACAAGGUGUAAUCUGUAAAUUGUCAUUUAUCAAGUUUAGUAUGACAGUACAUUUUACUGACAAAAUACUGAAAAAUAUACUUUAUCACACUUGCAAAAAUACAGUUAUUAACUGAUUUGUUUUAUAUGUGCAGGGACCGCAGCUUUUUAAGGAUUUAGUUUUUCAACAUUACAGUCACAUAUUAAUGGGAUACACAACUAUACCAUUACAAAGCAGGGAGAGCACUUUUGACUGUUACAGAUUGCACCUUUUUAUGAGACACAUAACCUUGUGUAAAGUGUUUUUUCUACCCUCUCCCCAAGUCCUGACUGACUUUGAGUGAAUGCUUCUUGGAAAUACUCCCAUUACCCAAAUGUAUGCAGUAUUAUAACAUUAAUCUAGUUUUCAUCCAAAGGACAUUACAUAUACAGUACGAUAUAUUUUCUGGGAAUGUGUGGAUGAGGCCCAGGGAGCAAAACUGGGGACCUUAUUUAUGUAGUUAAAAAAAAGUUUUUGACUCGGCACAAGGGUGACUGUUAAACUAUGUCCAGAUGUAGCAAAGAUCCAAAGUCUUAAAACACUGAGCCACAACUGUUCCCCACUACGGUUUCCUUUUUGGGCACACCACGUUAUUAACAACAUACUGACUGACAGAUGGACUGACUGCUGUAUGAUGGGGUCAGAAGUGUAGAUAUACAUUAUAUCUUUGUCUCCUAUUCUGUCUCUACCUUAGUUUAUGGCUAUGCAAACAUAAACUCCCCACCACCCCACACACUGUAUUCUUGUUUUUUUGUGCUAACAUUAAAAACAACAAUAGCUGCAUUAUGUUUGUCUGAAUAUAAUGGGUGCUUUCUUUGUUUGGAAUGUUGGCCUUUGUCUUGUUUCGGGAAAACUUACUGCAUUAUGGAUUGCAACGUUCUGCAGAGUUGCAUGGUAUUAGCAUUUUUGUCUAUGUAAAGACUCCUGUCUAUACUGAUGUCUGUGAAUUGUCAGUAAAAAGGAUUACAUUGCUUGAUCAGUUUGCUGAUGUACAGUGUUCACUAGCUCGUCCAUAUCACUUGAUGUCACCACAUUUAAUGAGAGAUUCGGUUCAGAGGAUUUGUUUGAGCCGCCUUCGAUUAAAACAAAAAGCAAUUAAGCGGAAUCAGUCAACAGUUGCUUAUACAAAUAUAAUAAAGGGAUUAGCUGAAGUGUUUGGCAAUAGAUGGUAGAUUGAAUCUACCAAAUUGAUUAUUGAGCAAGGUUUUGUCAAGGUGGCCAUGCUUAAAAAAAAUAAAAUAAGAAGGCAGAACUCUUUUGUGAGAUUUCAGAGCUUCCAGAUGCUAUGAAGAUAAUUUAGUUGCAGUGUCCAUCAAAGCACUAACAUUAAGACAUACUUUAUGUCUCAGGAGCAUCUCUAGAUCAUCAAGCAGGCCCGAACAGGGACGAGUGCCUGUGUCACCUAUUUGUUUUAUUUCUGUAUGGUAAAAGUUCUACCGACAUUUCAAAGAGGACAGCGUGUUUUUCUUCAUAAGCAUUCACUUUUUCCGUACCCACAUGCAUUGAAGUUGAUGUACCAAGAACAUUUAUUGUUUGGGAAUAAAAUUA